Schistosoma intercalatum is the source of this 595-nucleotide messenger RNA. Lineage: Eukaryota; Metazoa; Platyhelminthes; Trematoda; Strigeidida; Schistosomatidae. The record is from the annotation of a GenBank genome assembly.
ACCAUUCAAACUGACUGCCUUCAACGUUUGCACACUUAUUUAGGUUGGAUAACAGAUAGGGCUGGCUAUGUCUUUGGGAAGUCUUAAUAUCGAUGUUUGCUGUCUAUCCGAGACCCGUAUUCAAGACUUUGGUGAAGUACUACAAAUUCGCUCUCCAUCUGUCGCUUCGAAAAGCUUGUUUUACGUGCGCUUAUCCGGUAACCCUGUGGCAUCUUCGUCUGGUCUUGCUGGCGUUGGUGUCGCACUAAGCACUAGAGCUGAGGCAGCACUAGUCGAUUGGAUCCCCAUUAACAGUCGGUUUUGUGCUGUUAGAUUAGAGAGUUCCAUCAAUGUGAGAAGAAAUCGGCGUGAGAAACGAUGUCUUUUCGUCAUCUCCACCUAUACCCCGACAGAUUGCCCGAUCUCACCAUUCCUCUUCAACUUUGCCAUCGAUGACAUUCUGGAAACAGCUCUGAUGGAUGUAAGUAAUGGCGGUGUGGAUCUGUUGCCUGAAGAAAGACUUCUCGACCUUGAGUAUGCGGAUGAUAUUGUCUUACUGUGAGAUAAUGCCCAAGGCAUGCAAUCCGCACUUAAUCAGUUGGCAGUCAGUGUCCGU